AUGAGUUGGUGGUGGGCGAGAGCAACUGGCACAGGCAAGACCCUGAAACUGGACGAAGCAGAAGAAUCUCGAAGCUUCCAGAGCGUGGCACUAAUUAUAGGCGUGACGGGCAUCGUUGGCAAUAGCCUAGCUGAAAUUCUACCUCUCCACGACACACCUGGCGGUCCAUGGAAGGUUUACGGUGUGGCUCGCCGUGCAAGACCAAGUUGGGACGCGGAUAACCCCGUCCACUAUAUCCAGUGCGACAUCUCGAAUCAAAACGACGCUGAAUCGAAACUCUCGGGCUUAACCGACGUCACCCACAUCUUCUACGUUUCGUGGACCAGCAGGCCCACGGAGGCCCAAAACUGCGCUAUCAACGGUGCCAUGUUAAGGAACGUUCUACGUGCCAUCAUUCCAAACGCUCCCAAUCUCUGCCACGUGUCCCUUCAGACAGGUACCAAGCACUACGUAGGACCAUUCGAGCUUUUGGGUAAGAUCAAGGCCCAUGAUCCACCCUUCACAGAGGAUUUGCCACGAUUAGAUGCACCCAAUUUCUAUUACACUCAAGAAGAUAUAUUGUUGGAAGAGGUUCGUAAGAAGGAGGGGUUGACGUGGUUCGUUAAUCGACCACAAGUUAUCUUUGGUUUCUCUCCUUACAGUUUGAUGAAUCUCAUUGGGACGCUUUGUGUUUACGCCGCUAUUUGCAAGCAUGAGGGUGUUCCCUUGUGGUUUCCCGGUUCCAAAGAAGCGUGGGAGUGUUAUUCCAUUGCUUCCGAUGCUGAUUUGAUUGCGGAGCAACACAUUUGGGGUACGGUGGAGUCUCAUUCCAAGAACGGGGCUUUUAACUGCAACAAUGGUGAUGUUUACAAGUGGAAGCAUUUGUGGAAGGUGUUGGCGGAACGGUUUGGGAUUGAGGAAUAUGGGUUUCUAGAUGGUUCGAAUUUAAGGUUGUCGGAUAUGAUGAAGGAUAAGGGGUACGUGUGGGAAGAGAUUGUGAGGGAAAAUGGGUUGCAGAAAACAAGGCUUGAAGAGGUUGGGGACUGGUGGUUUUCGGAUGUUUGGCUGGGAAUGGAGGCGGUGUUGGAUAGCAUGAACAAGGCCAAAGAGCAUGGCUUUUUGGGAUUUAGGAACUCCAAGACUUCGUUUGUGAAUUGGAUAGAUAAGACCAAAGAAUACAAGAUUGUGCCCUGAGGGUUUUGAUUGUUACGCGGGGAGUUUCUAUAUAUUAAUGAAUAAAACACGAGGGGAGAAGUUCAUUUUCCAUGUAUCCAUGUCUGUGUUUAGUGUUCAUUUUGUAGUAAUGCGUGUGGCAUAUUGUUUGGGGGUUUCUAUAUAUUAAUGAAUAAAACACGAGGGAAGGAGUUCAUUUUCCAUGUAUCCAUGUUUGUGUUUAGUGUUCAUUGUGUAGUAAUGCGUGUGCCAUAUCGUUUAUAUGGUUGCUUUGUAUGUAUGUGAUAACAAUA
Molecule: messenger RNA, 1445 nt
Organism: Abrus precatorius (Indian licorice)
Lineage: Eukaryota; Viridiplantae; Streptophyta; Magnoliopsida; Fabales; Fabaceae
Product: 3-oxo-Delta(4,5)-steroid 5-beta-reductase-like
Exons: 2
Coding region: 1-1173 (390 amino acids)
Source: RefSeq, a predicted model, not a curated record